This is a messenger RNA of Enterobius vermicularis (human pinworm), 765 nucleotides long. The record is from the annotation of a GenBank genome assembly. NCBI's taxonomy places the organism in Eukaryota, Metazoa, Nematoda, Chromadorea, Rhabditida, Oxyuridae.
AUGACGCAAAGAAGUUGCAUAACUGAUCACGUUUUAUUACGUUUAUCUGAUUUUGCUGACGAUCCACCAAUAUUUAUCACUGUACGAACUCGAACUCGGGAAGGUACAGUAUCAUCGGACUCCAACGUGGCUCGUGUGCCUCGUGGCAUAUCUGUGAAUACAGCUCUUGGCACGGUUACGCAGUCCGCUCCAAUUGCCGUUUCCAGUUACUCAACACAGAUGAAUGAUCCAGCCUAUGGAGCAUUUGCUGUGUCCAGAAGUUUGGGAGCCGGAACUUCGUGCGGACUGUUACAACCUGCACAGACUGCUCUUUCAACACAAAUACCAACACUUGGGCAUACUGAAUACCAGUUAGCUGGACUUCCAAGCUCAGCGCCAACAGCAAAUUUACUGUCUGGAUUACAGCUGGGUGCAACUCAGGGACCAAGCAGUAUGCCUCGCGUUCCAAUUGGACCAGUCCAACAACAGGGUAUCAAUGCAUUAACGGGUUUACCAUUGAACACAACAGUACAGCGAAAUUUAUAUACCGCCACAGCACCGCUUAACACUGCCUUCACCAGUGCACUGACUCCAAACCCAAUUUCUGCUCCAACUGGGUUAAGUUCAUAUACUGGUGCACCUAUAACCACUAAUAACGUUGACCCAAAUCUAACUUAUGGGACUUCAACUAAUCUAGUAUAUAAUAAUACCGCAAAGGGCCUCCAAACUGGAAACGUUUUACAAGAGAGCCUAAAUUUCCUUGAAAGCGAAGAUGAGGGUAAUUGA